GUAGAAAGGAUGGUAUGCCAAAUGGAGUUACUCAUAUCAUCAGUCUUUGAUAUAUCCUUAGAGAACUAUACACACACACACUAAGAUAGAAAAUGGCACUCUCAUUCUCACUCUGUUCAGGCACAACCGUUCAUAACCGUUUUCCUUCUUGUAUGAAAUUGAAUGGUAAAAGUUAUAAAGUAUCCGAUAAAGUGUUAUGUUCUGCACGUAACGGUAACGAAAAGAAGCCGUUAGUGGGAAUUGGUAUUGGAAUUGUAGCAGCAUGGGUAAUGGGGUUAACAGCGUUGGAUGCAGAUGCAACGAGAAUUGAAUACUAUGCUACUGUGGGAGAACCAAUGUGUGAGCUUAAUUAUGUUAAAUCUGGGCUUGGUUACUGUGAUUAUGUUGAGGGUUUUGGUGAUGAAGCUCCUUUAGGAGAGCUUAUUGAUAUUCACUAUACAGCUAGGUUCGCCGAUGGAAUAGUAUUUGAUAGUAGUUAUAAACGUGCUAGGCCUUUAACUAUGCGUAUUGGUGUUGGCAAGGUAAUAAGGGGAUUGGAUCAGGGAAUUUUAGGGGGUGAAGGAGUACCUCCAAUGCGGAUAGGUGGGAAACGCAAACUCACGAUUCCUCCAUUGUUAGCGUAUGGUCCUGAACCUGCAGGCUGUUUCUCAGGUGACUGCAAUAUACCGGGUAAUGCAACUCUUCUGUAUGAUAUUAAAUUUGUUGGUCUUUAUUCGGGCAAUCGAAGUCAAUGAAGACAAAAUUGAUCGAAUACGUAUACGUAUAUGAACCGCACGUGGAUUAGAGUAAUGAAAUGGACUUUUUUUGCUGGUGAGUGUGGAUCGACUUGUUAGGCAGAUUCUCCUUCCUGGUUCCAGCUCUCUCAAAUUACUAUUCCUGUUUAGUGCAGUCCGACAUGAUUCACCUGAAUAGAAUACCCCUUUUAAGAGUAAAGAGGAUCCAACCCUGGUGCGGUGAUAUAUAUUAGACAUGUCUGGUAACAUGAUGCAACUUUUUGUAUCUUUAUUGUAAAUGUAAUUUUCAAUAGUACACUCUGAAUGAUGAAUUAAUUAAUUCUUUAUAUGAUAAAUGUUAUCCCCUAUUACUUGUAUCUUUAA
This is a messenger RNA of Medicago truncatula (barrel medic), 1097 nucleotides long. RefSeq names its product photosynthetic NDH subunit of lumenal location 4, chloroplastic. Bases 93 to 734 code for a protein of 213 amino acids. Gene Ontology annotation, cellular component: chloroplast. Lineage: Eukaryota; Viridiplantae; Streptophyta; Magnoliopsida; Fabales; Fabaceae. Gene Ontology annotation, molecular function: peptidyl-prolyl cis-trans isomerase activity. The record is from RefSeq and is a predicted model, not a curated record. The transcript is spliced from 6 exons.